UCCUUCUUCCCAUUUCCAUCAUGUUGUUUUACCCUUCCUCUGCGUCAUGAUGUUGGUCACAAAAUUAAAAAACUGAAUGAAAAAUUAGGUAAGAUUCUCAAUGACAGAGAGAAUUAUGGGAUGGACUUUAACAGGCAACCUGAAAUGGUUGAGCGACCAAGAACUACGUCCUUUGUGGAUGAGUCAGAUAUAAUUGGUCGUGAUACGUAUAGGGAUGACCUACUGAGCGUCCUCUUAGGCAAGGGUAGUCCAAAGGAAAGAAAACCCCAUGUCAUAUCUUUGGUGGGCAUGGGAGGUCUUGGAAAAACCACUCUUGCCCAAAUAGCCUACAAUCAUAGUGAGGUGCAGGCCCAUUUUGAUAAAAGAAUGUGGGUUUGUGUUUCUGAUCCUUUCGAUCAGUGCAAGGUUGCCAAAGCAAUCAUUGAAUCUUUUGAGGCUCCUCCCAACACUACUGAAUUACAAAGUUUGUUAGAUAAACUUUAUAGUUUGAUUGGGGGAAAGAGGUUCUUUCUUGUCCUAGAUGAUGUGUGGACUGAAGACUUCACAAAAUGGGAGCCUUUCAGAAAUGCACUCAAAUGUGGUGCCGAAAGUAGUAGAAUUCUAGUGACCACACGUAAAACUAGGGUUGCAAACAUGAUGGAGAGUUCCCUCAUAAUGGAUUUGGGGGUAUUGUCCUCCAAUGACUGUUGGUUAAUUAUCAAGAAAGUAGCAUUUUUUGAUGAUUAUGGAGAGCAAUGUAGGGAAUUAGAAGACCUGGGCAAACAAUUAGCAAAUAAGUGUAAAGGUUUGCCACUUGCUGCAAAGACUUUAGGGGGUUACAUACGUGGUAAGAUAAGUAAAAAAGAGUUGGAGAAGGUUUUGCACAAUGAUUUAUGGGAAUUAGAAGAUAUUGAAAAGGGUCUUUUGGGGCCAUUUUUUUUGAGUUAUUAUGAAUUGUCCUCAUCAGAGAAACAAUGUUUCUUAUUUUGUGCUGUCUUUCCAAAAGAUUAUCAAUUCAAUAAAUUUGAGUUAAUCAUCAAUUGGAUGGCACAAGGAUAUAUCAACUCAAAAGGAAAUAUGGAGAUGGAAGUCAGAGCAGAGCACUACUUUGAAAAUUUAGCCAUGCGCUCUUUUUUUCAAGACUUUAAGAAAGAUAAUAAUGAUGGUAAAAUUGUAAGUUGCAAAAUGCACGAUAUAGUGCAUGACUUUGCGAAAUCAAUGGCUAAAGAUGUGUGCUUCAAAAUCAAUUAUAGGGGUGACAAGGUUGCGAAAGACUUUAAGAGGGCUCGUCAUUUGUCUUUAAUAUUUAGAGAAACAUUUCCUGAGUUUGUCUAUGAAGCGAAAAAUCUACGCUUUUUAAAUUUGGAUUUUAUUUCUUCUCCGAUUGUCCAACCCAAGUUAUUCGACCAUUUGACAUGUAUCCGUACAUUACAUUUGGAAGGUAAGUCCAUUUUGGAACUUCCAAAUGAGGUGGAAAAAUUGAUACAUUUAAGAUUACUCAAGUUAUCUUAUAUAAAGAUAAAAGAAUUGCCUGAAAGUAUAUGUAAUUUAUGUAAUUUACAAAGUUUGGAUGUUAGUGACUGUUCGGAACUUGAUAAAUUACCACAUGGGAUAGGUAAACUAAUUAACUUAAGACACCUCCUGCUUUUUGAUGGAGUUAUAAUAAAAUCAUUUCCGAAGGGAAUUGGGAGAUUAACUUGUCUUAGAACAUUAAAAUACUUUCUUGUAGAUAAGGGCGAAGAAAUAUGUAAACUGGGAGAAUUAGAACAUUUGAACCACAUUCAAGGGGAACUUCAAAUAAGAGGGUUGAGAAAUGUGGUAGAUUUUGGUGAGGUCAAGAAUGCAUUGAAGACGAAGAUCCACCUCCGUGAUUUGUCGCUAUUUUUUAACACAUUAGAGGAAUUGAAAAGCAAAUCUGAAAAGGAAACGGAAGAGGAGGAAGAGGAAGAGACAGAGGAAGAAAGAAGAAGAAAAAUGGAGAAAGAUGUAGCCAUUCUAAAUGCCUUAGAGCCACCUCCCCGCUUGGAAUCUUUAGCAAUUCGUCUUUAUAAGGGCACCACAAUGUAUCCUAAUUGGAUGAUGUCCAAAUUGACCUAUUUGAAAAGCCUUUAUCUCUAUAGAUGCCCAAACCUAGAGCAGUUGCCUCCUUUGGGGAAGCUGCCGUUGCUCGAACAAUUAAGGAUAGAGCUUGCUUAUAUGAUUCGAAAGGUGGGAGAUGAAUUUUUGGGAAUAGACAUAGAAGAAGAAGAAUUAUCAGAAUCAUCCAAAGACAUCAUCAUAUUCCCAAACCUUAAAUCUCUCAGCUUCUGGGGUUUGUUCAAGUGGGAAGAAUGGAGUGGGAUGGGAGGAACAAUAGAAGAAGAAGAAGAAGAAAAAGAUAAUAGUGCUAAUGCUUUUGUUACAAAUAACACUCCAAAAAUUAAAAUAAUGCCACUUCUUCAUUCCUUGGCACUUGUGGGGUGCCACAAUCUAAAGUCUCUGCCAGACUACCUGCGUAAUACUCCAUUACUACAUCAAUUGUACAUCUAUGCAUGUCCAAUUCUGGAGCAGCAUUGCGAAAGAGGGAUAGCAGAUUACUGCCCCAACAUUUCUCACAUUCCAUACAUCGUAAUUGAACCGGAAACAGGCCGUCAACUUCGAGACAGCAGUGAUUCAGAGAUGCAUGAUGAUAGUGACCAGAUGCAAGUAGAUGCAGAAGAAGCUGGAGAAUCAUCAUAUAGCUUCUGUGAAAUUUGUCUGGAAAGGAAAGAUAGUGACCAGAUGUUCAAAACUGAGAGUUGUGUUCACUCAUUUUGCUCUGAUUGCAUUGGCAAACAUGUUGCCACAAAGAUCCAAGAAAGCAUAACCGUUGUUACUUGCCCUGGAUUGGACUGCAAGGGUGUCAUAGAACUCGAUGCUUGCAGGGCAGUGCUUCCGAAAGACGUGUUGGACAGGUGGGACAAGGCUCUAUGCUUCCGAAACACUGAUGAUGUGGUUGAGGACAGUAAUCACGAGGAAGACGAUGGGGCUGGGUUUGAGGCGGAUGAACAAGUGGAAGUAAACAUUGAUGAAGGGAAUUUUUAAAUCUGGACAGUACAGGGCAGUUGACAUGCACAGAAGAAGACAGAUACAUUAUGAUGAGACUGGGUAGUAAGAGCAGGGUGUUAAAGAAAACAAUGAACGAGGAGGCAUGCAUGUGGAUUGAUGAUGAUCAAGAUAAUGAAUCUGGGCAAGAAAUCAAUGACAGAGAUUAUGUGGUUAAGGUAUACAAGAUUGAGGACAUUAGUGAUGAAGAAGAUGGGACUAAGCAUAAGGACUUAUCAAAAAAGAAGAUUGGACUAAGUAUAAGGCGGAUGAAGAAGUGGAAUAGAGAAUGAUAAGAAGGUUUUUGCAGAGCUGAACAGAACAGGGCGAUUGGCAUACACAGAAGAAGAUAGAGACUUUAAAGAUGAAUGAUGAGGAAAUUAGGAGGUUUGGCUUACAGUUGCAGCGGCUGGAAUACUAAAGACAAUUGACGAUGACAUUCUAGUAUUCCUCGAGGCAGACACAACUCUAAAAUCUGAUGGUCAUGUAUAUCUCCCGAUAGAAAACCAUGAUUACACUACUGUCCGGAGGCUCAAGAAAUAAUUCAUGCAACCCAUGUUCAAUUGUAAUGUAUUAAGAAUGAUACCUGUGUUGUCAAGUUAAUGGGCUGCUACAUUGGCAUGGAUGUGCAUUAAUGAUGAUCAAGACAGUGAACAAGAAAUCAAUGACAAAGAUUAGGUGGUUGAGGUAUACAAGAUUGAGGAUAGCGGUGAUUAAGAAGAUGGGACUAAGCAUAAGGACUUAUCAAUUAGACUAAGUAUACGAUGGAUGAAGAAGUGGAAGUAGACAAUGAUGAAAGCGUGAUUUGCAAAGUUGAACAGUACAGGGCGAUUGACAUACACAGAAGAAGAUAGAUACAUAUUAUGGGACAGGGUAGUAAGAGGAGGGUGUUGAAUCAAACAGAGACUUUAAAAAGACGAAAUGAUGAGGGAUCAUUAAUUUUAGAUACAAGUGGAGGUUUUUUGAAUGAUGAUAGUGAGAGAGAAGAGGGAUCUAAAGCCUCUGUUAACUCUCCCUUUUGCAGCAUUUCUUUGACUAUUGCGUCAGAACCAGAAGGAUCACUCCCUCUCUUGCCACUCUUAGGGAAAUUAGGAGGUGUGGGCUUACAGUUGCAGUGGUAGGAUACUGAACACAAUUGAUGAUGACAUUCUAGUACUCCUCAAGGCGUACACAACUCUAAAAUUUGAUGGCCACAUUUUUGAUUUUUUGAUAAGAAGCUCAAUAAAGUGGUCAUACACCCCAUGUUCAAUCAUAAAGCAUUAAGAAUGGUAUCAUUGUCAUCAAGUUAAUGGGCCGCAACACUGGAAAUUUGGAGGACGACCAUUAAAGUUGUUGUGGCUUGAUUUCCUAAAAAUCAUUGACAAUGUCACAGCAAUUGGAACUCCGAAACAGCAUAAGACUAGAAGAUACAAACCAUUUAUGAGGAAGGGAGAUCAAGAUCAAUCUCAAAGAAAACAACCCAUUUGGCUGGUCAUGGAUUCAGCUGUGGAAAGAAAUAAGCAUGAGCCUGAAUCUUCCAGUCCAAAAGGAAAGUUAUGAGAGAUUGACUCUUAAAAUAUGACGUUGGGCUUCUAAUCCCCUACUCCUUUGCAAAUCUGCCUCCAACAAAUGCGUGUGCAAAACUCCACUCAAACUUCAUGCACGGUUGAUAGAAAGGGCCCAUAGAAACUGACAAUGGCAAACAGAAUGGCAAGGCAGCUAUACCAGAUGCUUGGGUGUGGCAAAUCAAAGAUCAGCUCAUCAGGGUUUAUUUAUUUCUCCUUGCCAAAAGAAACAAUCCCCGCAUAUAAAGGAAGUUUGGCAAGAACUUGGGGAUAUAAGCAAAGAUCCUAAACAGCCAAUGAAAUCACAGAUGAGGAUCAUUAAGCUAGUUGCACAAAGUUAUAUGCAUGGAAAAUGGUGUUGUGCACUAUGGUGUUGAGCUUUAUAGCGACGAUGACUUCAAAAAUUGGGUUUUAGUUUCACCAUUUGAAGCCUUAAUGUCUUCGUUUCCUCCUCAUCAUUAGGCAUUCAUUGAAGUUUAAACCUAUUGGAGAAGCACAGUUUUAUAUUGGUGAAAAUUGUUGAGCAAGGAUGCACCUCAGAUAGCCAUGUCUUACAUUCUGGUGCAAGAUAUAUUUGCAUGUCAUGGAUGUGAAGAAGAAAUAAGGUCAACCAGUGACAAAUGAAUUGGAAACUAGGCAAUUGGCGUUAAGCAUAUCUGUGAGAGAAGUGCUAGUGUGUUAAUAAUGUUCAAUCAGCCAGUGGUAUAUGAAUGCUUUGGUUCAUCAUCCCUUGGUGAUUCUCCAAACAAUUUGGGAGGCUACUAGCUAUGUGAUGACACGGGGCAAUCAAUCAGCCAUUACUUUUACUGUUUGUUAAUGUAGAUCAACUUGGAAUAAGAUUAGGGAAAAGCAUUUAGUUGUUGAUUGGAGGGGUUGGUUUUGUUUUCAGCUGCUAUUUGCAAGCAAUACCUUCAUUUCUUGGCUAACUGUUAUGAGAUACUUCCCACUCCUGACAUGGCUAGUAAAUGAGCAAAGGAAAUGAAAGAAGAAACACUACUACCUGCAGUGCACUGCGCGGUGGGAAUCUGCUUUUGGACUUGUUGGCAGUGACGAGGAGGAGGGAGCAAAGAAUGCAGAGAAAUUCUGAUGAGUAGCAGGAGCUCAAGAAGGUCUUCAGUGGUUUGUAAGGAAAUUUGGAGGACUACCCCCAAAGUUUUUUUGGCUGGACUUCCUAAAAUCAUUGACAAUUGUCACAUUAAUUGGAACUCCGAUCAAAGAAAGGUCCUCUGGAUUUUACAAAUAGCAUAAGCCUAGAAGAUUAACACAAAAAACUUGCAAUGGAUGAUGAAGAAAGGUCAAGAUCAAUCUCAAAGAGAAAAUCCCAGCUAUGUGGUCACAGAUUAACACUACUAGUCAUGGGUUGCCAAAUGGAGAUACAAUUGUGAUCUCGUUUAUGUGUACUGCAAGAGAAAGUUGGCGUCAAUGUUGGGCUGCAUAAGAUGGAUCCUAAUUACAUGAUCUGUGUUGUUCUGAGCAAUGCAUCUGAAAUGUGUGCUCAACCCUCCUUGCACACAGGGCUAUUCAUGGUUUAGUGGUAGGGUAUAUGGAUUAUAUUCACAGUCGAGCCUAUUAAUGGGAGGCAUGCUUACAUUCCAUUCCCUUGUUCAAUUGAGAAACAAAGCAAGGUCAUGAUAAAUGACAUGAUGUGGGCAUAACAACAGUCUUCAACCAAUCAGUCGAGUUUCUUAAUGACUUGGACCAUACAGAUGUCCUUGAUCGAGGAUAGAAAGAAGGGAUGUACCACAAAUCUUAUCAAUAUAUAGGCAGAACCAUUUGGAAGCAACAAGAUCUAAGCAUAUAUGAGUUCCCAAAGAUGUAAUGAGGACACAGUGAAGAAGAACCACUUGGAACACCAUUUUAGAAGCAAAAAUGGCUUAAUAAAGUGAUUAGCAGCACUUUCCAAUCAGAGUAGCUGUUAAUUUGAUGUUUUCUGUGUUAUUGUAUCCCUUUGUUUUUUCCUGCAUGUUGAUACUAAUUAUGUCAAGUACGUCCUCUAAAAUCUUUGUGGUUUGUUCUAGCAUUGCUGAUUUGUAAGAUUUUUGGGUGAAAUUAUCCUAUGUAGAUGGGGCCUACUUGAGCUUCUUGACACAAUGCUUUCGUAAAGAACCACUGUAUAUUAUUUUGAAUAUAAAGAAAUCUGAGUCUGCAUGCGUAUCUUUGAAAAA
Molecule: messenger RNA, 6751 nt
Organism: Quercus robur (English oak)
Lineage: Eukaryota; Viridiplantae; Streptophyta; Magnoliopsida; Fagales; Fagaceae
Product: putative disease resistance protein RGA3
Exons: 22
Coding region: 121-3042 (973 amino acids)
Biological process (GO): defense response to other organism
Molecular function (GO): metal ion binding; ADP binding
Source: RefSeq, a predicted model, not a curated record